AUGGAGGAGGUGACGGAGGAGGUGAUGGAGGAGGUGCUGGAGGAGGUGAUGGAGGAGGUGACGGAGGAGGUGCUGGAGGAGGUGAUGGAGGAGGUGACGGAGGAGGUGACGGAGGAGGUGAUGGAGGAGGUGAUGGAGGAAGUGAUGGAGGAGGUGAUGGAGGAGGUGAUGGAGGAGGUGACGGAGGAGGUGAUGGAGGAGGUGCUGGAGGAGGUGAUGGAGGAGGAGGUGCUGGAGGAGGUGAUGGAGGAGGUGACGGAGGAGGUGACGGAGGAGGUGAUGGAGGAGGUGAUGGAGGAAGUGAUGGAGGAGGUGAUGGAGGAGGUGAUGGAGGAAGUGAUGGAGGAGGUGCUGGAGGAGGUGAUGGAGGAGGUGACGGAGGAGGUGCUGGAGGAGGUGAUGGAGGAGGUGACGGAGGAGGUGAUGGAGGAGGUGAUGGAGGAAGUGAUGGAGGAGGUGAUGGAGGAGGUGAUGGAGGAGGUGACGGAGGAGGUGAUGGAGGAGGUGCUGGAGGAGGUGAUGGAGGAGGUGACGGAGGAAGUGAUGGAGGAGGUGCUGGAGGAGGUGACGGAGGAGGUGACGGAGGAGGUGACGGAGGAGGUGACGGAGGAGGUGCUGGAGGAGGUGAUGGAGGUGGUGACGGAGGAGGUGACGGAGGAGGUGACGGAGGAGGUGAUGGGGGAGGUGAUGGAGGAGGUGAUGGAGGAGGAGAUGGAGGAGGUGAUGGGGGAGGUGAUGGAGGAGGUGAUGGAGGAGGUGACGGAGGAGGUGAUGGAGGAGGUGACGGAGGAGGUGACGGAGGAGGUGACGGAGGAGGUGAUGGAGGAGGAGAUGGAGGAGGUGAUGGAGGAGGUGAUGGAGGAGGAGAUGGAGGAGGUGACGGAGGAGGUGAUGGAGGAGGUGACGGAGGAGGUGAUGGAGGAGGUGCUGGAGGAGGUGAUGGAGGAGGUGACGGAGGAAGUGAUGGAGGAGGUGCUGGAGGAGGUGAUGGAGGAGGGGACGGAGGAGGUGACGGAGGAGGUGACGGAGGAGGUGACGGAGGAGGUGACGGAGGAGGUGACGGAGGAGGUGACGGAGGAGGUGAUGGGGGAGGUGAUGGAGGAGGUGAUGGAGGAGGAGAUGGAGGAGGUGAUGGGGAGGUGA
Messenger RNA from Knipowitschia caucasica, 1143 nucleotides. The record is from the annotation of a GenBank genome assembly. NCBI's taxonomy places the organism in Eukaryota, Metazoa, Chordata, Actinopteri, Gobiiformes, Gobiidae.